This is a messenger RNA of Hansenula anomala, 2070 nucleotides long. It is a transcript of the gene COG3, whose product is annotated as Golgi transport complex subunit COG3. Gene Ontology annotation, biological process: autophagy; intra-Golgi vesicle-mediated transport; cytoplasm to vacuole targeting by the Cvt pathway. NCBI's taxonomy places the organism in Eukaryota, Fungi, Ascomycota, Saccharomycetes, Phaffomycetales, Wickerhamomycetaceae. Gene Ontology annotation, cellular component: membrane; cis-Golgi network; COG complex. The annotation marks the transcript as partial. The transcript has a single exon. The record is from RefSeq and is a predicted model, not a curated record.
CAUUCAGAUAAAUCAGAUCAUCACACUUAUGAUAAAAGGGAUCUAUUGUUCCCAUACACCCAAGAUGAAAAACAACAUUUGAUCAAAGAGUAUAUUGAUUCUUACGAUUAUAAUGUACUUCUAUCAACUGAAGAUGAAAAGGAGAUUGAAGAUCAAGAAUUUUCAAAAUAUGAUGCAUUCUUAGAGACUUGCAAAUUUAGAAAACACAAUUAUGAUGGAUUGAUAAACAAAUCAUCAGAUAUUAUUCAAAUAUUAAGUGAUUUGACUGUCAAGUAUGAUACUGUCACCAAAGAAACUUAUGAGUUCCAAGAACAAUCAGACAAAUUGAUCAAUGAGUAUAACACCUACUUGAAAUUGAAUGAUGAAGUAAAAGAUUAUUUGCAUUAUUUUGAAUUAUUAGAUACAUUCACUAGAAGAUUAAACAAUCCAAGUCCCAACAUUGUUAGAAAAAGCUCAUUCAAAAGGAUGCUUUCUCAGCUAGAUGAAUGUAUUGGGUUCAUUAAUGAACAUAAAGAUUUCAAAGAUUAUGAACUAUAUAAUCUUAGAUUCAAACAAUGUCUAGUCCGUGCAUUAACAUUAAUUAGAAAUUAUGUUGUCAAUAAUCUAAAAACAAUUAGAGAUGACUUAACAACCAAGAUAUCUGCAACAAAAAUCAAUUCAGUGACACAAGACGCAUUGAUAUACACCAGGUUUGGAUCUGACUCCGAGUUCUUAUAUGAUGUUGUUGCAGACUUGGUGAAUAGGGCUGAUAAUAAUGAUGAAUUGGAAGGAUUAUUAUCUGAUUGUUUUAAUUUCUACUUUGGUAUAAGAACAAGAUUGAUCCAACCAAAGAUUUGGGAACAUUUGAAGCUAUCAGUUGAUGAUAAAAAGACUCUAGUUCAGUUUUCACAAGGGAAUAUUUCAUUUUUCACCAAAAUUUUCCGUGAUGAAUUUGAAUUGUUCCACAAAAUCUUCCCAAGAGAUUCUAAAGAUGCCUUGCUGCAUUGGUUCCAACAAAUAUCUGAACCCUUAAAUGAUACAUUAAGAAAAAGCAUAUUGAGAGAAUCUUCAAUCAGCUCAUUAUGUGAACUAGCCACAUUAUUAGAUAAAUAUUAUGAAUAUGACGAAGAGGAAGAAGAACAAUUUGAAGCCAAUAACCUGUCAACUUUUAAUGAUUACGAUAAACCUCGUUUUGAAAAUGUUGAUCUAGGAGAAGUUUUCCAUCCAAUAUUACAAGAUGUUCAAUCAAGAUUAGUCUUUAGAGCCCAAGUUUAUGUUGAUGAAAACAUUGUUAGAUACAGACCAACGAAUAAGGAUUUCCAAAUUGGCCAUAGAAGAAAAUCAGAAGUGGCUCAAGAUGACCAAGAUCCUGACGUUUCAAUGUCCAAUAGUAAAAACACCCUCAAGGAUUGUUAUUCACCAUUGAGUAAAGGUAUUUCAUUACUAUCCAAGAUGUAUCAAUUGGUGAGCUCCUCAGUCUUUGAUGAUAUGGCACAUAAUAUUGUUCAUGAUUGUAUUAUUUCAUUGAGACAAGCAUAUAAUGUUGGGAAACCAACAAUAGGGAAAUUAGAUUCUGAAUUAUUUUAUUUGAAAAAUUUGCUCAUGUUGAGAAGUCAAAUUCAAAACUUUGAUAUCGAAUAUGUUAGUAAUGAAACAUUUCUUGAUUUUUCAGGGAUUGGUGAUAUAAUUAAUAAGAUUAGAAAUGGUUCAAGUGUUUUCAAUGAUGGUGGAAUUUUGGAAUUAGUCCGAGAAUCUGUACCAAAAGUGGUUAAUAAUAUGAUUGAUGCAAGAACUGAAUUACAAACAGAGUUAAGAAAUAUUGUUCAUGAGUUCACAGAAGAUGCAGUUGAACAGAUUAUUGAACCAAUAUCCAAGGCAAAUCCUGAAACCGCAGAGCAAGAUUCAAUGAAGUUGAAAGAUAAUAUAGAGGCUUCAUUUCCUAGGUUGAAAAGUGAAAUUGAAAUCUUUAUUGAUAAUAGAGAAAUUGUUACAUCAUUAAUUGAUGGUAUUCAGGUAUGUAUAUUUUUACCUCUUUUUUGGGGCCCUGAACUAACUAACCAACUUUUAGGAACUUGUUAUUCAAAAUUAUGA